Messenger RNA from Clonostachys rhizophaga, 3429 nucleotides. The record is from the annotation of a GenBank genome assembly. Lineage: Eukaryota; Fungi; Ascomycota; Sordariomycetes; Hypocreales; Bionectriaceae.
AUGGAAGAUCUGUAUUCAACGCGAUAUCGCAAAGCGAGGAGUGGUCUCUCGGUUCCAGUAUCGAGACAUCUUAUGGAGCUGUCUCUGGAACAUUUUACCAAACAAAUAGACUUCGAGGACAUCAAGAAUUUGGAUGCAGUAAUCCAGCGAUUCCAAAAUGCCCUUGGCCUCGGUAAUGACGAUCUUGCACGAGCCAUGGACUUCCACAAUCUCGGUCGCAGUUACGCCAAUCGAUUUGCACUGUCGGAUGAGAUGUCUGACCUCGAAAAAAGCAUCGAGAACUACCAAUCAGCUGUUAAUAUCACACCGCCAGAGGCUUCAUCACGGAUACCCAACCUGACUGAUCUGGCCGUGGCUGUCCACCUAAGGGCUGUGAUAUCACCCGAUGCGACCUUUGUGGACGAUUCUACGCAACUACUCGAAGACCUCUUAGAGAAAAAAGGCCACCAGGAUCAUCUACCAUUCCAUCUGCGAGGCAUCUUAGCCGAAUUCUACCAACUGAGAUGGGACCACCAUUCGGAAGAAAGCAUCGAUGAUUUGAGUAAUUCUAUACAUCAUUUUGUACAAUUGUUGAAUCUGAUACCAAGAAAUGAUCCUCAACGUCGGCAAGUUCUUGUCAGCUUGGGAAGAAUGUAUCUUAGGCGUUUCGAGGAUGUUGAAGAUUUCGAAGAUUUAGAUAUGUCAUUAAAGCUACUCCAAGAGGCGGAACAGAUUUCUGCUAAAGAGGAUACGAGUGACCUGGAUAGAGCCGGUACCCUCCAGGACCUAGGAAAGGCCUUUCAGAAUAGAUUCUAUCGAUUGGGAGAGUUAGGAGACGUCGAGUCAUCGAUAAGUUUCUAUUCAGCGGCUCUAAGCGUUAUUCCAGUAAACUCAUCGCCCGCCAAGCGGAUAUUUUAUCUACUAUUAGCACUUGCAUCCGGCUAUGCAGACAGGUAUGAAGUGCUUGGGUCGAUAGCAGAUCUUGAUAUCUCAAUCCGAGUGGUCAAGAAAGCCCUUCAACCUGUACCGCAAGACGAUGCUCUCCAGGCUUCAGGAAAUGGAAGGUUGGGAAUUAAAUAUGCUAUAAGGUUUGGCCGAACAAGUGAAUCGGCAGAUAUCAACCAAUCUGUACUGAGGUUUCGGAAAGCCUUGGAAUUGAAAGCAAAUGAUGAAAGAACCAUCAUUGGCGUAUCAGAAAUGUUGGCACAUUCAUUGAUGAAGACAUACGAAAUAACAGGGUGUAACGAUUCCUUUGAAGAAUCUAUUCAAAGGGUCAAAUAUGCUCUCUCUGCCAGUAAAGAUCAGGGUAAAAAGGUCCAGGCUGGGCUUUUCCAGAAUCUAUCAAGCUCAUACAUCGCCAGGUACGGAAAGGAAGAAACGUGGGAAGAUCUUGAAGCAGCGAUCAGCUACGGUCGGACUUCCGUGGAUCUUCUCCCCAGAGGCGACCUAGACCUACCACGCUCUCUGCUCUCCCUAGGCUUGAUCUACAUCACCAAGGCAGACAGAACAAGAUCAGAGGCUGACUAUGAAACUGCAAUUCAAACAGAGCAGAAGGUUGUGGAUCUGACUCCGAAUGAUAGUCAGCAUAAGUGUUCUCGGCUGAACAGACUUGGGUACCAAUACGGCCGGCGUUUCCUGAGACUCCAGAUGGCAUCAGAUCUGAAGGCUGCAAUCGGAAUACAUGAACAAGCAUUCAAGCAUCCCCAUGCUCCCGUGCGGGACCGAAUAAUCGCUGGAAGGGCUUACGCUACUUUCCUCGUGGAUGCCGACUUUGCAAUGAAAGUUUACACUGCUAGCAAUGCAGCUUCCAGUGAUCGAGCCAAAGGUGAAGAGACUUAUGGGAAAUCAUUGGCAAAAAUUCACGAUGCUAGCAUUGCCUACGAAAUCGCAACUGAAACACUCUCUCUGCUAUCUCAACUAACUCCAUGGUCAUUGGAGGUCUCGGAUAAGCAAGAGUUACUAAAGCGGAUUUCCGGAUUGUCAGCUCUCAUGGGAGUAGUCUCAUUGACUGCAAACAAGAGUCCAUCCAAGGCAAUUCAGAACCUCGAACUGGCCAGAGGUGUCAUUAUCAGCUCUAUGAGUAAUCUUCGCGUUGAUGUCCUCGACCUCAAGACAUCACAUCCAAAAUUAUCGGAAGAAUUUGUUCAACUUCGUGAUCAAUUAGAUACUGGCUCUAUACAGAUCAACGGAUUUGCAAACCCACGUCACGAGGCUGGCCGGAAGCUGGAAUCUACAAUUAGGAGUAUCCAGAGCCUGCCCGGUUUCAGCAGUUUCUUAUUGCCCCCAGGCGAGGAUGAGUUGAUGUCGGCUGCAGCUUGUGGGCCGGUAGUGAUUAUCAAUCUGCAUUACACCCGGUCAGAUGCCUUGAUAAUUCAAAAUAGAACGAUGUGGUCAGUAGAGCUACCUAAAUUAGACUACUUCGAUGUCUGGGAGUUCUCAGCGAGGCCUGAAAUCGACCGUGAUAUACUGGAAUGGUUAUGGGAUACUACCGCUGGCCCGAUACUCGAGUCGCUAGGCUAUCUUGGAGUGCCUGCUGGCUCUUGCUGGCCUCGGGUUUUCUGGAUUCCAACUGGCUCACUGUCAUUCUUCCCCAUACAUGCAGCAGGAUACCACUAUCCCGGCUCAACGAGAACGGUGAUAGACCGUGUGAUCUCAAGUUACAGCUCCUCGGUGAGAGCUCUUAUCAAUAGCCGGCGUGCCAAUAGGGUACCCGCAUCGCAGCAACCCGGAAAGGCUGUUCUAGUCGGAGUGCAGGAGCUCUAUCAUGCCCCAGAGGAGAUCCAGAAACUUGAGAAAUUGUGUGCCGAAAUGCACAUGGAUAUAGAACGGCCAAAUCCCUACCGCGACCAAGUUCUUGCCAAGCUAGCUGAGUGUGAGAUCUUCCACUUUGCAGGCCACGGAAAUACUCACCCCCUCGACCCGUCUAGGAACUCAUUAGUUAUGAAAGACGCACCACUGACAGUCCAAGAUCUCUUCAACCUAAAACUCCAAGAGAGAGCCCCGUUUCUCGCCUAUCUCUCGGCAUGCAGCACGGGUCGUGUUGAGGAUGAAGAGCUCCUAAACGAAGGGCUUCACUUGAUCGGCGCGUGCCAGCUAGCUGGCUUCAGGAACGUCAUAGGGACGUUGCGAAAGGUGAAUGAUGGGAUUUGUGUCAAGGUAGCGGAGAUGACUUAUAGAUGGAUCAAAGACUGUAACUCUACUGACCAGUCUGUUGCCGAGGGGCUCCACCGCGCCACUAGGAUUCUUCGUGAUCAGUGGAUGGUCGAUGAUGGGGCUGAUGAACCUACACGCAGUGAUGCGAAAUCGAAAGGAACUAUCAAGGACAAGAAGAGUCGAGUGAUUAGAUCAAGGGGCAGAACUCAAAGAUCUGGACUGAAGCGAGGAAGAGACAUGUUGAGAUGCGAUGAAGAACCGCUAUACUGGGCCCCAUUUGUUUAUUUUGGUAGUUGA